AUGAGUAAGCUGGUUUGUUCGUUAGUGGUAUUAACAUUGUUCGUUGCGAUUUCUCAUGCAAUUUCGUGUUAUGAGCAUCAUCAUCAAUGUUUGUAUACACCAGCAUGUACGACCGAAGCGAAUAAAAAGAAUUGUACCGAGUCGAAACAUCAAUACUGUUUUAAAGAAGAGAAUGUUUUUGGCCUGGCGAUUCGAGGUUGUGCUGAAGCUUCGUUUUGUAAUACAACUGUAUUUCUUGGUUAUCGACAUUGUUGUAAUACCAACUACUGUAAUCAUGCAACGACCAAACAUUAUAUAGGCUCAUUGAUGAUUUCAAUCAUAUCGGGAACGAUUAUGGGUGUUUUUAACUAA
Messenger RNA from Adineta ricciae, 351 nucleotides. Lineage: Eukaryota; Metazoa; Rotifera; Eurotatoria; Adinetida; Adinetidae. The record is from the annotation of a GenBank genome assembly.